This is a messenger RNA of Funneliformis caledonium, 983 nucleotides long. Lineage: Eukaryota; Fungi; Glomeromycota; Glomeromycetes; Glomerales; Glomeraceae. The record is from the annotation of a GenBank genome assembly.
AUGGAUUCAGGAAAGUUUAUAGUUGAUAUAACGGAAGAAGAAUGGAAGAAAAAAAAGAUUUCGCAUCUUCAAGAACUUAUUAAAAAUGCUAAAAAAAAUGCUUUCGAAAAAAUUGACGCAUGCGAACUCAACAUAUGGAAAGUUGUUAUUCACACAAAACAAGUGAACGGUGAUUUUGACGAAAAGAUGAAAAUACUUAUGAGUAGACCUCAUAUGAAAAUUAACAUUAAAGAGGAACUCGAUGGUUUAUAUUUGAGCGCAGAAGAUAAUAUUAAGGAAUAUAUUGAUGAGAAUCCUAGCGACAAUCAUAUUCACACCAUUGUGAAACCACCUCCGCCCGCCACCACUGCUAAAACCACCAAUGAAAAAAAGGCGCCUUUGAAAAGAGGAAUAUCUGUUAUUCAAAGUAAUAAUGAGGUUCAACAGGUCCCUGUGUCGGAAUCAAUUAUAUGUAGACAAAACGUGUUGGUUAACUCGACUUCGUCACUAGCUGACGAUAAUGAAAAUAAGUAUGGACAAGUGAUAAUUCUCAUAGACGAAUAUGAUUCACCACUGUUAAAUGUCAUUAGUAUCACGAAAGAAAGCAUAAAAAUUGCAAAUGACAGCCACGGCGUACUAAAGAGUUUUUUUGAAGUAAUUAAGGCACUGCAAAGUAAAGUUAAAUUUCUUCUCGUAACGGGUAUAACAAUGUUUGCACAUUUAGGUUUAUUUCCAGGAUUAAAUAAUCUUAAGGACGUGAGACAAACUAUUAAAUCUCCAAAUCAGAUCGCUAUAAUGAUUUUUUUUGAGAAUUUUGAAUAUGAAAAUUUUUGGAUUCAAAAAGGGAAAACCGAAUUUUUAGCUAGAUUGAUUGGUAAGGAGCAUGUCAUAGAUCAAAUCACGAUAGAGAAGAGAUUAGUUGUACCUGACCUUCCCGUUUCAUUACUAUUCCAAACUGGCUAUUUAACUAUCAAACAACAGAAAAUAGAUGAUGAUGACGAACA